AUGGGUUUCUGGGAUACGAUCGCCGACCUGGCCGAGUCGGUCGCGCCAUGGAGCGUCGCCGAAGCAGAGGCCCCUGCAGCAGAAGACUCCAAGGCAGAGGAAGCACCCGCCGAGGACAGCAAGGACGAGUCCAAGGAGGAGUCCAGCUCCGACGACAAGUCCGAGGACGCCGACGAGGAGGGUGAGGCUGAGGAGGAGGAAGAGGAGGAGGAGGAAGAGGACGAUGAGCCCAAGGACCCCAAGGAGGAGCUCGAGGAAGAGUGCAAGGAGUCCAAGCAGUGCGCCCCGGCCAAGCACCACUACGAUGAGUGUGUCGAGCGCGUCACCUCGCAAGAAGCGGACGGUGGUGCCAAGGAGGACUGUGUUGAGGAGUUCUUCCACCUCGCCCACUGCGCAACGGCGUGCGCCGCGCCCAAGGUGUGGUCGAAGCUCCGAUAA
Messenger RNA from Diaporthe citri, 438 nucleotides. RefSeq lists its product as uncharacterized. Bases 1 to 438 code for a protein of 145 amino acids. The transcript is spliced from 4 exons. Lineage: Eukaryota; Fungi; Ascomycota; Sordariomycetes; Diaporthales; Diaporthaceae. Gene Ontology annotation, biological process: mitochondrial electron transport, ubiquinol to cytochrome c. The record is from RefSeq and is a predicted model, not a curated record.